Molecule: messenger RNA, 1892 nt
Organism: Calidris pugnax (ruff)
Lineage: Eukaryota; Metazoa; Chordata; Aves; Charadriiformes; Scolopacidae
Gene: PSMD13
Product: proteasome 26S subunit, non-ATPase 13
Exons: 13
Coding region: 1-1236 (411 amino acids)
Biological process (GO): ubiquitin-dependent protein catabolic process
Cellular component (GO): proteasome regulatory particle, lid subcomplex; nucleus; cytosol
Molecular function (GO): structural molecule activity
Source: RefSeq, a predicted model, not a curated record
AUGGCUCAGCCCGCAGGGACCCGCCGUGGGGGGCGGCCUGGGCGCGGCGUGGGGGGGUCUCUGCUGCCGGUGUUUGUGUCUGGGUUGUCAUCGGUCACGGCCGCCGCAGAGACAGGCUGGGAGCCGGGGGUGCGGCGGGAGGGGAGGAGCGGGGCUGGGGCGAAGCGUGAACUCACCGAGGGACCACCUUCCUUCCUAAGGCUCUGGCACCAGCUCACCCUGCAAGUUCUGGACUUUGUUCAGGACCCUUGCUUCGCCCAAGGAGAUGGACUCAUCAAGCUGUACGAGAACUUCAUCAGUGAGUUUGAGCACAGGGUGAACCCCUUGUCCCUGGUAGAGAUCAUCCUCCAUGUAGUCAGGCAGAUGACAGAUCCCAAUGUGGCCCUUACUUUUCUGGAAAAGACUCGAGAAAAGGUGAAAAGCAGUGAUGAAGCUGUCAUUUUGUGUAAAACAGCCAUCGGGGCGCUCAAGCUGAACAUCGGGGACCUGCAGGUCACCAAGGAGACCAUUGAGGAGGUGGAGGAGAUGUUGAACAAUCUCCCGGGGGUGACUUCGGUUCACAGCCGCUUCUACGAUCUCUCCAGCAAGUACUACCAGACCAUUGGGAACCACGCCUCCUACUACAAGGACGCGCUGCGGUUUCUGGGCUGCAUCGAUGUUAAAGAUCUGCCGGUAUCGGAGCAGCAGGAGAGAGCCUUUACCCUGGGACUGGCCGGGCUCCUGGGAGAAGGUGUCUAUAACUUCGGGGAGCUGCUCAUGCACCCUGUGCUGGAGUCCCUGCGAAACACCGACCGGCAGUGGCUCAUUGACACCCUUUAUGCCUUCAACAGCGGUAACGUAGAGACCUUCCAGGCUCUGAAGUCGGCUUGGGGCCAGCAGCCAGAUCUGGCUGCAAAUGAAGCACUUCUGCUGCAAAAGAUUCAGCUGUUAUGUCUUAUGGAGAUGACUUUCACCCGCCCGGCCAAUCACAGACAGCUCACUUUUGAGGAGAUUGCCAAGAGUGCCAAAGUCACUGUGAAUGAGGUGGAACUGCUGGUGAUGAAGGCUCUCUCUGUGGGGUUGGUGAAGGGCAGUAUUGACGAGGUCGAUAAGAAGGUGCACAUGACGUGGGUACAGCCACGGGUGCUGGAUUUACAACAGAUCAAGGGGAUGAAGGACCGCCUGGAGUUCUGGUGCACGGACGUGCGGAGCAUGGAGAUGUUGGUGGAGCACCAGGCCCACGACAUCCUGACAUAGAGGACCUCGGGCUGCCCCCGGGAGAGCGGUUCCUCAGACCACGGACUCUGUGCGCAAUCUGUUGGGGGGUGGGCAGAGGGGGGAGCAGCUUCGUGACCUUGUUGGGAGGAGUAAGUGGCCUUUUGCUGUGCGACCCUUUGGUGCUUGGAGUCAAGCUUUCCCUACGCGCUCGCGGCAGUGGCACCCACCCGGGGGCUCCCGUCCCGCUCCUUAUGGAGGACAGAGGCUCCUCUGCGUCUCCUUCUCCGGCCUCUGUUGGGGGAUGCGACGCGGCUGUGCGUCACCGCGGCGGGGGGAGCAGAAACUCCUGCACGGGAACACGCUGGAGAGGUGCCUGACCAAGGUGUGGAGUUAAUUAGUGGUAAUUGGCCUUAGGAGGGCACGACCUUCCCCAGGCACCUCUCUGCCUGCCCCACAGCAGCCCAAGGCAGCGUUACUCAAAUCAUUUCUCCUCUCGCCCUCUUCCUCCACGUCCCCUCCUCCUCAUCCGCAGUAGAGGGAGUGUUUACUCCAUCAAAGGGUUUUUCUGGGAUUGCCGUUUAGUGGAUGUGGUUUUUAUAUACUUUUGGGGGCGGUUGUCUUUUACGAACACUUUGUGCUGAAGCGAGGCGCAGCAGCGUUGCUGGAAUAAACUUCUCUGCCUUCCCUUUUCUGUA